UCUUCAAUUCCGAUCACGACAACCGCAUCCUCCCCGAUCUUGCUCUUCACGCCUGAGCAUAUCCCCAACCGACAAGAUGCCCCCCAAAUCUGGCAAGAAGGUCGCCGCCGCCCCGUUCCCCCAGGGCAAGGCUGGUAACAAGAAGGGUCCCAAGAACCCCUUGAUCGAGAAGCGUCCCCGCAACUUCGGUAUCGGCCAGGACAUCCAGCCCAAGCGCAAUGUCUCCCGCAUGGUGAAGUGGCCCGAGUAUGUCCGCCUCCAGCGCCAGAAGAAGAUCCUCCAGAUGCGCCUGAAGGUUCCCCCGGCUCUUGCGCAGUUCCAGCACGUUCUCGACAAGAACACCGCUGCCCAGGCUUUCAAGCUCCUCAACAAGUACCGCCCUGAGACCAAGCCUGAGAAGAAGGAGCGUCUCCUCAAGGAGGCCACCGCCGUCAAGGAGGGCAAGAAGAAGGAGGAUGUCAGCAAGAAGCCCUACACUGUCAAGUACGGCCUCAACCACGUUGUUGGCCUCAUCGAGAACAAGAAGGCUUCGCUUGUCCUCAUCCCCAACGAUGUUGACCCCAUCGAGCUUGUCGUCUUCCUGCCUUCGCUGUGCAAGAAGAUGGGUGUCCCUUACGCCAUUGUCAAGGGCAAGGCCCGUCUCGGCACUGUCGUCCACAAGAAGACCGCCGCCGUUCUGGCCCUCACCGAGGUCCGCUCCGAGGACAAGAGCGAGCUGUCCAAGCUCGUCUCCGCCGUCAAGGAUGGCUUCAUGGAGAACCACGAGAACGCCCGCCGCCAAUGGGGUGGUGGCAUCAUGGGUGCCAAGGCCCAGAUGAAGAUCCACAAGAAGCAGAAGGCUCUUGAGGCUGCCACCAAGAUCUAAAAUGUCUUAUACCCGUAUAGCAUUGGGGUUCAGGGAAAUCGGUGUUUGGUUCAGGGCAUGAAAAAUGAUGACUUUCUGCGGCCAUUUGGCCUUUUCAAAAUCAAGCCAUCACAAUGGACCUCCUAUCUUGAUGUCGUCGAAUGUCCCAUAUUUUUUGUGUGACUCGCUUCUAUAUUUCAAACUUGAAUUCCUCUUGAACGGGGAGGGAACAGCUGCACUCGUGCGCAGGGCACCUUUUGACUUGGGUUACUCGAGAAAUGCUUGCAAGGACUUAUUUUUGUCAUAGUCACGUUAAA
Molecule: messenger RNA, 1161 nt
Organism: Emericellopsis atlantica
Lineage: Eukaryota; Fungi; Ascomycota; Sordariomycetes; Hypocreales; Bionectriaceae
Product: 60S ribosomal protein L8
Exons: 4
Coding region: 77-865 (262 amino acids)
Biological process (GO): ribosome biogenesis
Cellular component (GO): ribonucleoprotein complex
Source: RefSeq, a predicted model, not a curated record